AGACAGCUGUCGCCACCAAAACACCCAGCCGAAGCUUCCGAGCUCUUUUGUUUUCUGUCCGGGUCACUGUGGAUGGCGUCCCAGGCCUUGUUGGAGCUGCAGCCCUCUAACCAAAGUCAUCAGGCCCCUCUCAACGUCACCCCCUGCGAGGGUGCUCCAGAAGCCUGGGACCUGCUGUAUAGGGUACUGCCAGGGUUUGUCAUCACUAUCUGUUUCUUUGGUCUCCUGGGGAACCUGUUAGUCUUGUCCAUCUUUCUUUUGCCUCGGCGUCAGCGCUUAACCGUAGCAGAAAUCUACCUCGCUAACUUGGCAGCUUCUGAUCUGGUGUUCGUUCUGGGCCUGCCCUUCUGGGCAGAGAACAUCGGGAACCAUUUCAACUGGCCCUUUGGAACUGGCCUCUGCCGGGUGGUCAGCGGAGUCAUCAAGGCCAACCUGUUCAUCAGCAUCUUCCUGGUGGUGGCCAUCAGUCAGGACCGCUACAGGUUACUGGUAUACCCCAUGACCAGCCGGGGGUUCCGGCGGCGAUGGCAAGCCCGAGCCACCUGCCUGCUCAUCUGGGUAGCAGGGGGACUCCUGAGCAUCCCCACAUUCCUUCUGCGCUCUGUCAAAGUCAUCCCCGACCUGAACAUCUCUGCCUGCAUCCUGCUCUUUCCCCACGAGGCUUGGCACUUUGCAAGGAUGGUGGAGUUGAACAUUCUAGGUUUCUUCCUCCCACUGGCCGCCAUCAUCUUCUUCAACUAUCACAUCCUGGCUUCCCUGAGAGGGCAGAGGGAAGCCAGCAGGACCAGGUGUGGGGGUCCCAAGGGCAGCAAGACCACAGGGCUGAUCCUCACACUGGUGGCCUCCUUCCUGGUCUGCUGGGCCCCCUACCACUUCUUUGCCUUCCUGGAUUUCCUGGUCCAGGUGAGCGUGAUCCAGGACUGCUUCUGGAAGGAGCUCACGGACCUGGGCCUACAGCUGGCCAACUUCUUUGCUUUCAUCAGCAGCUGCCUGAACCCACUGAUUUACGUCUUUGCGGGCCGGCUCUUAAGGACCAGGAUCUGGGAAAUUUCUAAAUGAUGCACUCCUAGAGGUCUCAUUCCCAUACCUCCCGAUAGGGAAGAACUCUUCUGACUGUCCUGGCGGGAUUGAAACAGCAGUGAGCCAAGAAGCCUGGCUUCUUCACCAACCAUCUCUGAUAUCAUAAAGACCAUCUGGUCAGCUGGCCCAUGGCCACAAAGAUGCCUGGGGGAUGCUACUUACAGGGUAGCAAGACCUUCAUAAUGAAGCUAAGGAUAUGGAGAUUGGGCUGCCGGAAGUAUUUGCAAGACGGGGAAAGCAGAAUAAUAACAGGGAGCCCCUUUUGAGGGAGGGGCUUAGAGGGGCUGGAAUUGUGUGAAGACAAAAGCAGAAGUCAGAGUGUGAGGAAGGGGCCACAAGCCAAAGAUUGCAGGCACCCUUUGAGGCUGAAAAAAAAACACAGACAUCCUCUGUGGAAUCUCCAGAAAGAGCCAGCCCAGCCAACAUGCUGAUUUCAGCCCAGUCCCCCACGACUGUGAGAGAAGAAAGUUGUGAGAGAAUAAAGCUGUGUUCUGAUU
This is a messenger RNA of Psammomys obesus (fat sand rat), 1577 nucleotides long. RefSeq names its product bradykinin receptor B1 (gene Bdkrb1). The record is from RefSeq and is a predicted model, not a curated record. Gene Ontology annotation, cellular component: membrane. Lineage: Eukaryota; Metazoa; Chordata; Mammalia; Rodentia; Muridae. Gene Ontology annotation, biological process: response to mechanical stimulus; neutrophil chemotaxis; G protein-coupled receptor signaling pathway. The coding region runs from base 73 to 1059 and encodes 328 amino acids. The transcript has 2 exons. Gene Ontology annotation, molecular function: bradykinin receptor activity.